AUGUCUUUUUCCGAGGAACUCGUUGCAAAAUACCCCUCACUACACAAGUUUACUGGUAGUGACUACGUUGAAUCCCACGAUGGACGGGAAACUGCUCUUCUCAGAUACAUCUAUAACCACCCCACUCUAGAAGAGAAACGCAAUUCGCCCUCCGGCAUCCGCCAGCUUAUGGAUGAGUUCGCAGCACAGGAGGACUUUCUCAUUAAUAUUGGCAAGGACAAGGCAAACAAGCUCGAAGUGAUAAUUGCAGAGCAGAAGCCGACUGUGGCUGUGGAACUUGGCGGUUAUGUCGGAUACUCAGCACUCUGUUUCGGAGAGGUCAUGCGCCAAGCUGCUGGCAAUGCACCAACCAACCUUCGACUCUGGAGUAUCGAGUUCGAUCCACUGAUCGCGUCUAUUGCAAUGAACUUGAUCGAUCUGGCUGGGCUGAGUGAUAUUGUGAAAGUUGUAGUGGGCACUGCGGCGGACUCGCUGCAACGCCUUCAUGCGCAGAAGGUCUUGACUACAGUGGAUUUCUUGUUCCUAGAUCAUGUGGAGGAUCUCUACGUGCCAGAUUUUCAGAUCUGCGAGGAAUUGGGUCUUUUCAAACAGGGAACAUUGAUUGUGGCUGACAAUGUGCUCCGUCCGGGGGCCCCGGCCUACCGUGAAUACGUUCGUCCACGCCCCACACUGGAAAGCUGGAGCAUCAAAGGGCUGAUCAUGCCUGGUGAAUUUGAGGAUGAACUUGAGAUUACCAGAGUCAAAUAA
Molecule: messenger RNA, 747 nt
Organism: Penicillium macrosclerotiorum
Lineage: Eukaryota; Fungi; Ascomycota; Eurotiomycetes; Eurotiales; Aspergillaceae
Product: O-methyltransferase
Exons: 2
Coding region: 1-747 (248 amino acids)
Molecular function (GO): O-methyltransferase activity
Source: RefSeq, a predicted model, not a curated record